This is a messenger RNA of Gaeumannomyces tritici R3-111a-1, 2294 nucleotides long. RefSeq lists its product as hypothetical. Lineage: Eukaryota; Fungi; Ascomycota; Sordariomycetes; Magnaporthales; Magnaporthaceae. The coding region runs from base 204 to 2168 and encodes 654 amino acids. The record is from RefSeq and is a predicted model, not a curated record. The transcript has a single exon.
CGCAUUCCUCCCACCUUGGUAGGCACACUUGCCUGACGUGGCUGAGCCUCGAUUGUGUUACAAGUCGAGCCGAAAAAAACAAACGUUUAGAUUCUCGUCCCGCUGACUUAUCCACAACUCUCUUUUUUCCUUUUCAGUCAACGCAUAGUCAGUUUUGUUUUGCCUUGCUAAGGUCCUGCAUUCCUUCACCAUCCUCCCCCGGGAUGUCCCCUUUUCAAGAGGACAGCUGCUCGUGCGGCCAAGAACCCGUUACUAUCCUCUUGCUCGGCUGCACACAGCAAGGAAAAUCAUCACUCAUCAGGUCGUUGUACGACUACGCCGGACGUGACCAAGCUCGAGAUGCCGUCCAAAUAGGAGUCUUCGGGAAUUCGUCUGUCACGAAGGAGUGCUUCGUCUACCCACUGACUAUCAAGCUCCGCGAGCAUGCUUUCAAGGACAGAAAUGGCAACGUUCUAUCCAUCAAUAGCCUUGAGGACGUUGAAGAUGCGGAGGCCCUAGAUGAUGGAUACGAUACAGCUGGUAGUCAUGACGGAGAAAACGACGCUGUUGGUGACAUGACUCCGUCGGCCAAGCACGAGACCGUAUACACUGGCGAACACCUCCAUGUCCGCAUCAUUGACACGCCGGGCCUAGACGACAGCGACAACAGCAAGGCGGCAGGCGAUGUCAGCACCGGCCUGCGCAUGGAAGUGGAGGAUGAGAAGCACAAGAUGACCAUCUUCAAGGCCGUUGUAGCCGAGGGCAAGAUCAGCGCUGUGUGCGUAGUGCUCAGCACCGAAGCCAACCUGGGAGGGGCCCUUUCACAGAUCCUGAGACAGUACAAGAUACUACUCAGCCACAUGGGCGUGGGCGAUAAUCUUCAUUUCCUACAUACCCACGUUGACGAGUUCGACAUGUGGGACAAGAUGAACAGCCGGCCGCAUGCCGUCAGCACUGCGCUCUCCGACUUCACGGCGAGCCACCACUUUAUCAAUAACAUCCCCUGCGGUCCCAUUUCCGAGUAUUUGGCUCACCGAGCCCUCGCCAGACUUGUGCACUCGCUGGCGCAGGACAACCCCCAGCAUGUCCAGCAGCUCGGAUACGCCAAACCCAGCGCGUUUAGGGACAUGGAGGAGCACAUACACGAUGCUUUGCGCGUCAAACUGGAGGCCUGGCAGGAAAAGAUCAAGAAGAAGCAGGAGGAGAUGGACGAGCUCGAGAUCAACAGGCUCGGACUCGAGGCUCGCCACCGCAAACAAAUGGAGAUCUGGCACCGCCUCAACGUCGAGUACGAGCGUCUCGACACUUGCGACGAGGUCGAGAUACGGCACUGGAGCGGCCGGGCCGGCUGGCCGUUCCUCUUCGUCCCGGCGCGGCUGCACGUCGAGAUCAGCACCAACCACCCCAUCCGGAAGGUCAAGCGGGACACGCCGGGCCACGCGCACUGGGAGGGGCCUGGGGACGACCACUGGAAGAACGGCCAGCGCCAUUUCUCCGACUGCCUCGCCGCCAACGGCCCCUUCAGCGACAUCUGGGCCACCGUGUGGCUGUACGGUUGGCGCAAGGAGAUCGAGGCUGACCGCCUCUCGACUCUCCACGCCGAGCGCGACCACGCGUGGGCAGCGCACGCGAGCACAAAGGACGAUAUGGACAAGACGAGCGGGGAGAUUGGGCGGGCGAGGGGGGAAAAGGAGGGCCUCGAGCGAGAGCGCGACGCUGUGGCGUCCAGGAUCGCCGCGCUCGCCCAGGACCUGAUCCCGCUAGACGCCAUCCAGACCAAGGGUCACUACCUAGCCAGCACAAGCCUGAUCAGCUACGCCUACGGAAGGGGAGUGAUCGAGGACAUGAUGGAGCUGUCCCUACUGCCGACGCAUCCUGAUCCAUCGGCGAAAGAGGCGGCGUUGACAGACUAUCGCGCAAAGCUGGCGCAGUUGAACGAAGCUGGGGAGGGGGAGGAGUCGCAAGACAAGAAGGCGGAUAUUGAGGCGUCGCGCAAGGCCGCCGAGGCCAUGGUCAACGUCGUCCUAGCGAAGAACACGUGCAGGGCCGGCCUGUUUGCUACCCUGACCAUGUCUAUCGCGAAGCGCGGCCAUGACAGCCCGGCGGUAUGGGAGCGCGUCUUCAGUGAGCUGAAGGAGUGUUACCUAAAGGAUCCAGGCAACUGGGACAGGCUCGUGGAACUUUUGUGAAGGAGUGCGUCAGGCAUGUCAUUGCUAUAGAAAUGGGUAAUAUGUUAGAGUGUCCCCCUGUUAGACUAGAGAAGCGAUUUGGGAGGGUCCCAAUGCACCCCGUCCCCAAACCCGAUGACGGCGUCC